Messenger RNA from Aspergillus novofumigatus IBT 16806, 1071 nucleotides. RefSeq lists its product as uncharacterized. NCBI's taxonomy places the organism in Eukaryota, Fungi, Ascomycota, Eurotiomycetes, Eurotiales, Aspergillaceae. The transcript has 2 exons. The record is from RefSeq and is a predicted model, not a curated record. Bases 1 to 948 code for a protein of 315 amino acids.
AUGCUUGACGCUGCACUGGAGGAAUGGGUUCCGUACAUUAAUUUCUCCACAGUGCGGAUUCUUGAUCUGGGAUCGUCCAUCACGGCAGAAGCAUUCGCAGCAUGGGCAGAUCAUCUUCAUUUCCCAGCCCUUCGAACCCUGCGCUUGUUCCUCGGUCCUACAGAGGCCGGAUCAGAACAAGCACCCGGCUUUUACCCGCAAGCAACAAAAUUUCUUCAGAGUCUACCGUCGCUAUCGGAGAUCCAUCUGAUUGCAUGGCACUCACAGCUGUCGAUAGGGAUGUUGGCAAAACAUCACGGAUCGCGUUUGCGCAAGCUGUCUGUCACCAACAGUCGACCCUGGCAAUGUUUCAGCGAGCACGAUGUCCUCCAGCUCGGCAUAUAUUGUCCUCUACUGGAGAAGAUGAGCAUCUCCAUCCGUCGCACCCAAGGAGACGCUCGGGAAGUAGCUCUCUACAAGGCCUUGGGCACAAUCAGAAACCUGAAGUUCCUCGACCUGGAAUUAAACGUAUCUGAUCCGACCUUGUACCAGGAGAAUACUUCCAUCGACCCGGACUGGGACGACUUUGACAAUCAAUACACCGAGGAAGACCUCGAAGGCAUCAACCGAAGCCGCAAUGGACACAUACGGAGACUCCUGGUCAAUACCCUCAUUGACGAACCACUUGCGUCCUCGAUCUUCGAGGUCAUUUCGGCCGCAAAGUCCCACGAUGCACCACUCCUUGAACGGCUGACCUUGUCAAUCAAAGGGCAAGCUGACCGGCACUACCGUCCGCGAUGCGUGUUCUCCCGCCUUGUGAGGUUCUUUGCCUCGGAGUGGACCAUCGAGCGCGAUCUCCGCUACGAGCACCGGGACAAGUUCGAGGCGCGAAGCUCUCGGAAUUCCAGUUUCCAGUUUUCCUACAACGAGAAUAUUGGGACGUUUGGAAAAGCGUUCGACUGGCUAUAGACGAGACGCAAUAAGUCAAGGGGAGAGGCAAAUGUAGGGAUUCCCGCCAGAGUAUAUCUAUGCAAUAGUGGUUCGACAAUUAAAGACAAUCAAUCCACGACCCUACGAGAUGUCAAUACUGCU